Aspergillus oryzae RIB40 is the source of this 504-nucleotide messenger RNA. RefSeq lists its product as uncharacterized. The transcript has 5 exons. The coding region runs from base 1 to 504 and encodes 167 amino acids. NCBI's taxonomy places the organism in Eukaryota, Fungi, Ascomycota, Eurotiomycetes, Eurotiales, Aspergillaceae. The record is from RefSeq and is a predicted model, not a curated record.
AUGGCUUCAGGGUCGGCAAGUAGUGAACCGAAGGAUGCCAGCCUUUGCCAGGAAGAAGGUUCUAGUCAAGAGGUCGGUGAUUUAUCUGCUAGUAUCAAGAACGGACCAAGAAUUCAAAGUCCAUCGACUGAUUGUCUGUGGGCAGUCUGCGUAUUUCUCCCGGUUGUUCAAAGCAAAUUGGACGUUGCCGACAAAUUUGAGGUUCCACAGCUCAAGCAGAAGGCCAAAGACAAGUUCGAAACAAUUGCCAGGACAUGCUGGGAAAUGGACGACUACCCUAUAGCCAUCUCGGAGGCAUACCAGCGUACCCACAAGGGAGACAGGUCUUCGCGAUAUCCUGAUUUUCGGACCGUUCUCGAGGAGGUUCUGGGCUUUGCAGCCGACCUGGUUCGGCAUUCACCAGGAAAUACCGGGGUCAAAAAAUACUGCUGUCCAAACUGUAACUUUAACUGGAUGCUGGGACAUUCUGCCGGGAACAUUAGCUACAGAUGUCCAAAAUGUUGA